CACGCCCUUCCAAGCCCCAAUCUCCAUCGUUCCCGUUCCAUUCUCCUUUCCGAUUUUCAUCUUUUUCUUCCCACUUCCAAUUUGCAACGUUAUCUUCUCCUUACCUAGUGCAUCUUCUUCCCUUUCCUUUAUAAUGGAUUCUGAAUCUGUGCAAAUUUCAAGUUUGUCUUCUCAUUCUAGGAGGAGAAGGAUUCAAUGCUAUUGUGGAUUUGAUUCUCCACUUUCAACAUCAUGGACAUCUCAAAAUCCAGGUCGGAGGUUCUAUGGCUGUGGGUUAUAUAAGUUACAUGGAAAGAAAGGGUGUUCCUUUUUUGAUUGGUAUGAUGAGCAGAUACCGGACCGCUCACAAGAAGUGAUUAACUCUCUAUUGAAGAAGGUUAAUGAGUUGAAGAAGAAGGAUGGUUUAAUAAAGAAGAGUGAUGAUGACCUAAAGAAGAAGAUCAAGUUGUUGAUUGUUUUGCUGAUUCUGUCCUGGGUUUUGAUCAUUAUGUUGCUGACAAAAUCAUUUGCUUGAGUAUUGUUUUAAUUAUGUAGUAGUAUUGUUGUAAGGUUUGUCUUAAAUUAGUGUAUUAACUUUGUAUUAGUAUUGUGGUUACUUUGUG
This is a messenger RNA of Vicia villosa (hairy vetch), 602 nucleotides long. RefSeq lists its product as uncharacterized. NCBI's taxonomy places the organism in Eukaryota, Viridiplantae, Streptophyta, Magnoliopsida, Fabales, Fabaceae. The transcript is spliced from 2 exons. The record is from RefSeq and is a predicted model, not a curated record. Gene Ontology annotation, molecular function: zinc ion binding. The coding region runs from base 134 to 514 and encodes 126 amino acids.